Messenger RNA from Magallana angulata, 1579 nucleotides. RefSeq lists its product as uncharacterized. NCBI's taxonomy places the organism in Eukaryota, Metazoa, Mollusca, Bivalvia, Ostreida, Ostreidae. Bases 5 to 1447 code for a protein of 480 amino acids. The transcript is spliced from 8 exons. The record is from RefSeq and is a predicted model, not a curated record.
CUCCAUGAUGGCGAGCAGCAUCGAAGAUGUUGUGCGGGAUUCUGUCGAAACCCAAACAAACUGUAUCGACGACGAAGUAGUGCGGCAAAAGGUCGGCGAGCUGAGAGGGGAUCUCAACCAGUUGAAUAUCAACAACGCCUAUCUCCGCUCCGGCCUUCAGACCCAGGGAGAGAAGCUCUUGACGAUGGAGGACUACCAGGCCGUGCUGUCGUCAACCAUGUCGGAGUUCUUAGGCACCAUGUCAGAAAUCCGGAAAAAGAUACUUGACUACAGAAAAGAAAGCCGCCGGGUCGACCAGGAGAUCGGCUCGCUGCGUGAAGAAAAGGCUGUUCUAGCCGAGGAGGAAGAAAUGGUUGUCAAUCAAUGUGUUACAAACGUCCAAGAGGAGAGGGGAGGGGGGUGUAUAAAAGAAGCAGACCUGACGGAGGAGGAAAAGUCAGAGCUCCGACUUAACGAUUACACCCGCUACGAUCUGUAUCGUAAACUUCAAUGUCUGAAGGAAUUAAAGGAAACUAGUCAGGCCUUGAAAACCUCAUACACUCACGAAUGGAGCAAAAUAAAGGAGGACAUCAGAAUGUACCGGGAAGAGAGACAUCAGUACGAGAUGGAGAUACAGAGUGUCCAUAACACAGCUCUCCAAAAGAUGAGGAAUCUGCACCUCAACCCAACAAAUGAUGAAGAUAAAGAAUUAUUACAGAUAAUCAAGAAUUUGGAAAUGAAACGCGAAUGUCGGGAAAUGAAAGAAAACAACCAAGACUUAGAAAUUAUGUCCCGAGAUAUCGAAAAUGAUAUCUCACAAUUAUUGGACACAAAACGGGUCCUAAUGAAGGAGAUGGAAGGGUUGGAGCGGGAGAGUCGUUACGGGGAGUCAUACGAGCCGGGGGUGAGGCUUCACCGUACUAGCCGCCACACCAACCUCGUGAUCCGCGAUGAGCAACUGGCCGAGGACACUGCCUCCAUCGGGGAACCCGAGCACGUGGGUGGAACACACCUACACAGAUGUGCCAAGAACUCUUGCAUUGCUAUUCCGAGGGAGAUGUGGGACGAGGAGGAGCUGAAGGAGCUACAGCGGCUUACCACCAACAUAGACAGCGAGGAAUCCACCGACGGUUCAGAUCUAACUGAUGACGUCAGUGUUGAGAACGUCAACAUCGAUACUCUCGAGGACCAAGUGAAAAAGGCCACCGCUGAUGAACAAACAUUGGAGGAAGAUCGUCUGAAAACUGAUCCCAAAAUGCCAAACCAGGAAGUCCGUCUGCCUAAGCAGAUGGAUGAAAUAGCAACUGGUAAUGGAUUGCUUACUAAACUGCGUGCUCGAAUGGGGGUACAGGCACGCUCUGGGACCGUUCUGAAACCGGAAGUCACGCCAGAAGAUGCAGGUCUCCGACGAUCUAGCCUUAGAGAUGCAGCUGUAACAUUCAUGUCGCGCAGACCAAGAAGAAAGUAGAAGUUUAUGUUUUAACUUAUUUUCUGAGCGUUCCAGUAGAUCUAUAGAAUUAUUUUUUUAUAUUCCAUUUAUAAGUUAACGAUAGUUUUACUUGGCAUAAUAUGUAAAUAAAUGAUGAUCGUUGCAAUCGAU